Molecule: messenger RNA, 888 nt
Organism: Puma concolor (puma)
Lineage: Eukaryota; Metazoa; Chordata; Mammalia; Carnivora; Felidae
Source: RefSeq, a predicted model, not a curated record
AUGGCUGCAGGAUUCCUGGUUCCCCUGCCGGUGCUCACGGGGCUGUUGCUGUUCCUGUGUGUUGGGCCCCGGGCUGAAGGUGGGAAGGUGCUGGUCUUGCCCAUGGAUGGCAGCCACUGGCUCAGCAUGAAGAAGGCCCUGCAGGAGCUCCAUGCCAGAGGCCACGAAAUAGUGGUCGUUUCGCCAGAGGUGAAUCUGCAUAUCAAAAAAGAGGACUUUUUCACCCUGAUGACCUACGCCAUUCCGUACACCCAGGACGAAUUUAAUGACCUCAUACGGGGCCACUCUUAUCAGGUUUUUGAAAAAGUACAUUUUCUAAAGAUGUUUUUGAAAAUCACGGAAAAUUUGAAAACUGCUUCUUUCAUUUAUCAAAGGUCUUGCAAGGAGCUGAUGUACAACAAGGACCUGAUCGGGCACCUGAACUCCAGUUCCUUUGAUGUGGUUUUAACAGAUCCUGUUUACCCCUGUGGGGCAGUCCUGGCUAAGUACCUGUCACUGCCUGCCGUGUUUUUUUUGCGCUCUGUUCCAUGCAACUUAGAUUUUGAGGGCACGCAGUGCCCAAACCCUUCCUCAUAUGUUCCUAGGCUAUUAACAAUGAAUUCAGACCACAUGACGUUCCUGCAAAGGGUCAAGAACAUGCUCUACCCUCUGUCCCUGAAGUACAUUUGCCACUUUGUUUUCACUCCUUACGCAAGCCUCGCCUCUGAGCUCCUGCAGAGAGAGGUGUCGGUGGUGGAUGUUUUCAGCUCUGCAUCCAUGUGGCUGUUCAGAGGAGACUUUGUACUGGACUACCCCAGGCCAGUGAUGCCCAACAUGGUCUUCAUCGGGGGCAUAAACUGUGUCAACAGGAAGCCAUUAUCACAGCUGAACGGGCAGGUGGGCAGGUGA